Anoplophora glabripennis (Asian longhorned beetle) is the source of this 4258-nucleotide messenger RNA. It is a transcript of the gene Sra-1, whose product is annotated as cytoplasmic FMR1-interacting protein. The transcript is spliced from 19 exons. The record is from RefSeq and is a predicted model, not a curated record. Lineage: Eukaryota; Metazoa; Arthropoda; Insecta; Coleoptera; Cerambycidae. Gene Ontology annotation, cellular component: synapse; neuron projection; SCAR complex. Gene Ontology annotation, molecular function: RNA 7-methylguanosine cap binding; small GTPase binding. The coding region runs from base 171 to 4034 and encodes 1287 amino acids. Gene Ontology annotation, biological process: regulation of actin filament polymerization; cell morphogenesis; axon guidance.
UUGAUGAUUAGGGUUGUACCGCACCUUUCCUGUUUUAAAUAUUAUAAUUUGACAAUUAUUUAUUGGUGGUGUUAACACGGUUAACUUAUUGAGCCUUAAAAUAUUCAAAUAAUGACUUCAAAAUACCUUUAAAUUGUUUUGCUUUGGUUAAUUAUUUACCAAAACAGAAGAUGUCUGGAAACGAUAGAGUAUCUUUAAACGAUGCAUUAUCUAACGUCGAAGUGUUGGAUGAAUUGCCUCUACCAGAUGAGCAACCUUGUAUAGAGGCACAACCAUGUUCUGUUGUUUACCAAGCAAAUUUUGAUACAAAUUUUGAAGACCGCAAUGGUUUUGUCACUGGGAUUGCAAAGUACAUUGAAGAAGCAACUGUUCAUGCCAGUUUGAACGAGUUAUUGGAUGAAGGACAGGAACAUGCUGUAAUGCUUUAUACUUGGAGAUGCUGUUCUAGAGCUAUUCCACAACCAAAAUCAAACGAACAACCUAAUAGAGUGGAAAUCUAUGAAAAAACUGUAGAAGUUUUGGCUCCUGAAGUUAAUAAGUUACUCAAUUUUAUGUAUUUCCAAAGAAAGGCAAUUGAAAGAUUCUCACAAGAAGUCAAGAGAUUAUGUCAUACUGAGAAAAGAAAGGAUUUCGUUUCUGAGGCAUAUCUGUUGACAUUAGGAAAAUUUAUCAACAUGUUUGCAGUGCUAGAUGAAUUAAAGAAUAUGAAGUCCAGCGUCAAAAAUGAUUAUUCAACUUACCGCAGAGCUGCCCAAUUUUUGAAAGUGAUGUCAGAUUCACAAACUUUGCAAGAAUCGCAAAAUCUAUCCAUGUUCUUGGCAACACAAAAUAAAAUUAGGGACACCGUAAAAGAGAAUUUAGAAAAAAUUACAGGCUAUGAAGAACUUUUAGCCGAUGUAGUUAAUAUAUGUGUUCACAUGUUUGAAACAAAAAUGUACCUGACUCCUAGUGAGAAACAUAUGCUGGUCAAGGUGAUGGGUUUUGGGUUAUUUUUAAUGGAUAGUGAACUAUGUAAUAUUAAUAAAUUGGACACUAAAAAGAAGCUCAGGUUGGAUAAAAUUGAUAGGAUCUUCAAAAAUUUGGAAGUAGUUCCCCUAUUCGGCGAUAUGCAGAUAGCACCUUUUAACUAUAUAAAACGAAGCAAACAUUUUGACGCAAACAAAUGGCCUUUAUCUAGCAGUAACACUCCUUCACCUCAAGCUGAUUUAAUGGUUCACUUACCUCAAAUUCGAGAAGAUCACGUGAAAUAUAUUAGUGAAUUGUCUCGAUACAGUAACGAAGUCACUACCACCUAUAAAGAAUGUGGUAGCGAUACAGAAAACAAAGAAACUGCUGAAUUAGCAUUAAGAGGUUUACAGUUACUUUCGGAAUGGACAAGUGUGGUGACUGAAUUGUAUUCAUGGAAAUUACUGCACCCAACCGAUCACCAUCAGAAUAAAGAAUGUCCUAAAGAGGCUGAAGAAUAUGAAAGGGCUACACGUUACAACUACAGUGACGAAGAGAAAUUUGCUUUAAUAGAAGUAAUAGCAAUGAUAAAAGGCUUGCAGGUUUUAAUGGCAAGAAUGGAAACUGUUUUCACAGAUGCAAUAAGACGGAAUAUAUAUGCAGAGUUACAAGAAUUUGUACAAGUUAUUUUACGAGAACCUCUUCGAAAAGCAAUAAAAAAUAAAAAAGACCUUAUUCGCAGUAUUAUUAUGUCCGUGAGGGAAACAUGUGCUGACUGGCCUCGACAGUUUCAACCUGAUCAAGAUCCUGUUCUGAAGGGUAAAAAAGACCCCGAUACUGGAUUUGUCAUAAAAGUUCCAAGACGCAAUGUUGGUCCUUCAUCUACACAGUUAUAUAUGGUUCGAACUAUGCUAGAGUCUUUAAUAGCUGAUAAAUCUGGAGGUAAAAGAACUUUACGUAAAGACAUCGAUGGUCAAUAUUUAAUGCAAAUCGAUCAGUUCCACAAAACAUCAUUUUAUUGGAAUUAUCUAUUAAGUUUCAGUGAGUUCCUUCAAAAAUGUUGCGAUUUGUCUCAACUAUGGUACAGAGAGUUUUAUCUUGAAAUGACGAUGGGUCGACGGAUAAACAAAUGCACAGUACGCCACAAUCACAAUGAAGAAUGCAAUGAUCUAAUAACAAUGGAAAAACGCAUACAAUUUCCUAUCGACAUGUCAAUGCCCUGGAUUCUAACAGAUCAUAUUUUAAAAACCAAAGAACCGUCUAUGAUGGAGUAUGUUUUGUAUCCACUGGAUUUAUACAAUGAUAGUGCAUUAUAUGCACUGACAAUUUUUAGAAAGCAAUUUCUCUAUGAUGAGGUGGAAGCUGAGGUCAAUCUCUGUUUUGAUCAGUUUGUUUAUAAACUUAGUGAACAAAUAUUUGCUUAUUACAAACAGUUAGCGGCAAGUAUAUUUCUGGACAAACGUUUCCGUGUCGAGUGCUCAGCUAUUGGUGCUUACUUAUUACCAUACCCUAGAGCAAACCGUUAUGAAACUUUGCUAAAACAGAGGCAUGUGCAAUUAUUAGGAAGAUCAAUUGAUCUAAAUAAGCUUAUAACCCAAAGAAUUAAUGCUGAUAUGCAAAAGUCAUUAGAUUUAGCGAUAAGCAAGUUCGAAGCUGGUGAUAUCACUGGUGUUGUUGAAUUAGAUGGAUUGUUACAAGUAAAUCGUCUUUGUCAUAAAUUACUAAGUAAAUGGCUUGCUUUGGAUGAUUUUGACUCCAUGUUUAGGGAAGCAAAUCAUAAUGUUCUUGCUCCAUAUGGAAGAAUCACUUUACAUGUUUUCUGGGAGCUGAAUUAUGACUUCUUACCUAAUUACGUUUACAAUGCAGCCACAAAUCGGUUUACAAAAUAUAGGGGAAUAGCCUUUAGUGCAGCUGUUUCUAGAGAUCGGCCCCCGCAAAUGUCGCACCAUUAUUUAUGGGGUACAAAGCAAUUAAAUUUAGCUUACACAACACAAUAUGGACAAUAUUCAGGCUUUGUUGGCCCUCAACAUUUUCAUACCAUGUGCAAGUUACUGGGUUAUCAGGGGAUCGCUGUAGUUAUGGAGGAGUUAUUAAAAAUUGUCAAAAGUUUGAUUCAGGGAAGUUUAUUGCAAUUUACAAAAACUCUAAUGGAGGCCAUGCCAAAAAUAUGUAAAUUGCCAAGAUACGACUAUGGGUCUCCUGGUGUUUUGGGAUACUACCAUGCACAACUCAAUGACAUUGUACAAUAUCCCGACGCUCGUACAGAGUUGUUCCACAACUUCAGGGAGUUUGGAAAUAUUAUUUUAUUUUGCUUGCUUAUGGAGCAAGCCCUCUCCCAGGAAGAGGUUUGUGACCUUUUACAAGCAGCACCAUUUCAAAAUAUUCUUCCGAGGCCAUACUGCAAAGAGGGUGAAAAAUUGGAGAAUAAGCAGAAAAGACUAGAAGCCAAAUAUCAAGCUUUACAAAUAGUUCCUAACAUCGAAAAACUGGGAACUGCUAAACAAGCCAUGAUAUCGCGUGAAGGGGACCUCUUGACUAGAGAAAGGUUAUGUUGUGGACUAUCUAUAUUUGAAGUAGUCUUAAACAGGCUAAGAAGCUUUUUGGAUGACCCUGUUUGGGUUGGACCACCGCCUACUAAUGGAGUUAUGAAUGUUGAUGAAUGCACCGAGUUUCAUCGAUUGUGGUCAGCUUUACAAUUUGUUUAUUGCAUUCCUGUCAGCGAAAAUGAGUAUACAGUAGAGGAAAUGUUUGGUGAAGGGCUCCAUUGGGCUGGAUGUACGAUGAUAGUUUUGCUGGGCCAACAAAGACGUUUUGAGGCUCUUGACUUCUGCUAUCAUAUCUUAAGGGUGCAGCGAGUAGAUAUGAAAGACGAUGUUGUGAAAAGAAUUAAUUUGAAAAGAAUGGUAGAUCGCAUAAGGCGUUUCCAGGUAUUGAAUUCACAAAUUUUUGCUAUUCUAAAUAAGUUUCUUAAAUCAGGAGAAAAUGACGAGUUGUCUGUUGAACAUGUGAGAUGUUUUCCACCUCCGAUUCAUCCAUCAUUGAAUCCACAGCAACAUUAUCAUGCGCCAGAACAUGUACGACAAUGUUAAAAGUUUUAUUCCCGAGAUGUUGGAUUAAUCAAUUAAUUUGGAAGUCAAAAUUAGAUAUAUUUCUUAUUUAUGUUGAUUAAUGUAUUAGAGUUUUUAUACAAGCUAGUUAAUAUAUAAUGAAGUCUUCAGCAUUUUGUAACCUUUUAUAACUACAUAUUACACAUAUUUAUAAUUUAUAUAACUCCUUAAUUAGAAAUGUAUAUAUAAUCUUUUUUGUCAAUAUU